This is a messenger RNA of Pochonia chlamydosporia 170, 789 nucleotides long. RefSeq lists its product as hypothetical. The coding region runs from base 1 to 789 and encodes 262 amino acids. The transcript is spliced from 3 exons. NCBI's taxonomy places the organism in Eukaryota, Fungi, Ascomycota, Sordariomycetes, Hypocreales, Clavicipitaceae. The record is from RefSeq and is a predicted model, not a curated record. Gene Ontology annotation, biological process: mycotoxin biosynthetic process.
AUGGACAAAUCCUACCAGGCAAUUGCCCUAGACGAGGAACACCUCAUAGAGAAACCAGUAGCACAACCUCCCAAGCACAAACUUGCCCGUCUUUUCUCCAUAAGCGACGAAUACGCACAAGCCCUGAUAUGGCUAUGCCACGGUCUACUCUUAUCAAUUUCGCUCGCAUUACUCGCCCUUGCAUACUGUCUACGAUACGGUCGACCGUCUGACUCUGCUCAAGGAUGCAGACUCGACACCCCAUACUCCCCCGCCGCCUCAAUAGUCAAGUACCAAACAACACGGUACAACAUCACCCCCGUGCAAACAAUGACCGAAUACAUCGGCUACGGGCCCAAGGUCGACAAAGCAUGGAACCACAUCACAUACGAUGUCGGCGACCAAAUGAUCACACGCCAGGAACUCGACCGUCUGGGUCUGGAUCCUCAAUCCCUCAAGAUCAAGGACCCGAGAACAGGCAAAGAGGGCUACCGGGUCGGCAUACAAGUCUUCCACCAGCUGCACUGCCUGAAUCUCCUGCGGCAAGAUAGCUACAGGGAGUACUAUUCACAUCACGGCGGUGACAUUGAGGUUGAACCUCAAGAUUUGCGAGGACAUCUAGAUCAUUGUAUCGAGAUUCUGAGGGUAAGUCUCAUGUGCCAAAGCGACAUUGGGGUCUUUCCAUUCAGGUAUUAUGAUGGAUUUGAGGGGCACUGGCCGGAUUUCAGCACGCUUCAUACAUGCCGUAACUUUGAUGACAUACGGGAGUGGGCGUUUGAGAAUGCUGUGGUGUUUGGUGAUGAGCAAUAA